CUUCAUACGCUUAUGGAAGACUUCCUCCUACAGCUUGAUCGAAUGAUAUCAGUCCCAGAUCUUUCACAGAUGGCCUCAUGGCUCAGGGGUUGUCCUUCUCUUCUGGAUGAGUGUCUUCAGUCAAUUUCUGUCCCAAAGCAAUUGAAGAUCCUCCUUGAACAUCAGAGAGCUAAUGGACAUCUUCUGGAAAAUGAGUCUCUUCCACUGGGUCGAGUCGUCAUACCCAGCAACCACACAGAAUCUGGUGACCCAUCUGAAUUAGGAAACGAUUCAGAUGGUCUUGAAGAUGAUUGCCAAAGUUCUAUAACCACAUCUGAUUUCCAUAUCUCUGGCUGGUCGGCUAUGAAGGGAAAACACAAGAAAGAGACCAAUGAACUGAUGGAGAGAGAGGAUGAAGUUGAUGAUGAAGAAGAAGAAGAAGAAGAUGAUGAUGAUGAUAAUGAUGAAGAAUACUUGCCAAACAAGAGUCAAAGAGGAACACUUGCUCAUUCUAGGAAUCAGGCAAGCUGCAAAAGAACACCAGGGAAAUCCAAUAAAAGGAAAAGAGAAGACAAUGACGUUGAAGUGUCCAGAGAAUUCACGUUUAUCAAUCACUUGAGGCACGAGGCUUCUUACCCCACCACUGAGGCUUCUAAAGUCCCUUGGACAGAUGAAGAAACAUUCGGUCUCAUCAAAAUAUGGGGGAAAGACAGUAUACAGCGGACUCUAAAAGACUGUGCCCACAACCGCCACAUAUUCAACCUCAUCUCAAAGAUGAUGUCCGAGCGAGGAUUUGCCAGAACGGCAGAACAAUGUCACACCAGGAUCAAGCGGCUGAAAAUGAGCUUUCGACAAUGCCAUGAAAGCAAUAUGAAAGGAACAGUGCGACCUGAAUGGAAGUUCUACAAUCUGCUAGAGAAAAUUCUCUGCAGGAAAGACUCCUUCACAAACCAAGAAUUCAGUAUCAAUGCUAACGAUGGCACAGUUGCCGAUGAGUCCACAGGACAGCAUGAUGAACAGGGCAUUACUGACCAGGAGUUUCUUGGUAAUGCCGGACAAGAGGAUACUAGGAAUGUCCCAUGGACAGACCUAGAGACUCAAACCUUGAUCAGUAUCUGGGGAGAGGACCGAACCCAGCGAGAACUGAGAGGAGUCCAGCAAGACGGACACAUCUUCGACAUGAUCUCUAAAAAGAUGGGCGCUCAAGGUUACAUCCGAACGGAGGAACAGUGUCAGACUAGAGUGAAGAGACUGAAGCAGUGUUUCAAACAGUGUUAUGAGAAUAACCCCUUGGAGGGCAAAGAGCAAGUUGAAUUUAAAUUCUAUAAACAGAUGGAGAAAAUUAUGGGUAAUAAGGAGUCCAGUCACAACCUUCUGACAGAGGUCAAAGAUGAAGAGUCGGAUAGUGAAUACCAAGUGUACACAUACCAGGAUAUAGGGUCGAUGGAUAGCGAACUUGAGAUCGUGGACUAA
Messenger RNA from Xyrauchen texanus (razorback sucker), 1452 nucleotides. RefSeq lists its product as uncharacterized. Gene Ontology annotation, cellular component: shelterin complex. Gene Ontology annotation, molecular function: telomeric repeat DNA binding. The coding region runs from base 13 to 1452 and encodes 479 amino acids. NCBI's taxonomy places the organism in Eukaryota, Metazoa, Chordata, Actinopteri, Cypriniformes, Catostomidae. The transcript is spliced from 8 exons. The record is from RefSeq and is a predicted model, not a curated record. Gene Ontology annotation, biological process: telomere capping; regulation of telomere maintenance via telomere lengthening.